AUGACCGUUCUAAAUGCCGUUUUUUGGCAGGUUAGUGGAAUGCCAACAUUCUGUAUUCCUGUGCAAGAUGGUGGUGUUGGAUUUGACUAUCGCCUGCAUAUGGCAAUCGCUGAUAAAUGGAUUGAGCUUCUCAAGAGAAGGGAUGAGGAUUGGAGAAUGGGUGUUAUUAUUCACACUCUCACUAAUAGAAGAUGGAUGGAAAAGUGUGUUUCUUAUGCGGAAAGUCACGACCAAGCAUUAGUUGGCGAUAAAACUAUCGCGUUCUGGUUGAUGGACAAGGAUAUGUAUGAUUUCAUGGCUUUAGAUAGACCAUCAACUCCGCAGAUAGAUCGGGGAAUAGCAUUGCACAAAAUGAUCAGGCUUAUUACUAUGGCAUUAGGCGGAGAAGGGUAUCUAAAUUUCAUGGGAAAUGAAUUUGGGCAUCCUGAGUGGAUAGAUUUUCCAAGAGCUGAUCAAUAUCUUCCUGAUGGCAAAUUUAUCCCUGGAAAUGGAAACAGUUUUGAUAAAUGCCGGCGUAGAUUUGAUCUGGGGGAUGCAGAUUAUUUAAGAUAUAAUGGAAUGCAAGAAUUUGAUCAGGCAAUGCAGCAUCUUGAAGAAACCUAUGGUUUCAUGACUUCGGACCACCGGUAUAUAUCACGGAAGGAUGAAGGAGAUAGGAUAAUCAUUUUCGAGAGAGGGGACUUGGUUUUUGUUUUCAAUUUUCAUUGGAGUAACAGCUAUUUUGACCACCGGGCUGGCUGCUUAAAGCCAGGAAAAUAUAAGGUUGUCCUGGAUUCAGAUGAUCCAUUGUUUGGAGGCUUCAGUAGAAUCAAUCACGAUGCAGAAUACUUCACCUUUGUAAGAGAGGCCAUACCUGCUGAUAUUAAACAUGAAGGGUUUCAUGAUGAUCGACCUCGUUCAUUUCUGGUGUAUGCACCCUCUAGAACAGUGGUGGUUUAUGCACUAACAAAGGAUGAAGUGAAACCCGUUGAGGCCGCAGUCUAA
Messenger RNA from Ilex paraguariensis (yerba mate), 984 nucleotides. NCBI's taxonomy places the organism in Eukaryota, Viridiplantae, Streptophyta, Magnoliopsida, Aquifoliales, Aquifoliaceae. The record is from the annotation of a GenBank genome assembly.